Sphaeramia orbicularis (orbiculate cardinalfish) is the source of this 5266-nucleotide messenger RNA. RefSeq names its product cingulin a (gene cgna). The transcript is spliced from 21 exons. The record is from RefSeq and is a predicted model, not a curated record. The coding region runs from base 230 to 3820 and encodes 1196 amino acids. Gene Ontology annotation, cellular component: bicellular tight junction; myosin complex. Gene Ontology annotation, molecular function: microtubule binding. NCBI's taxonomy places the organism in Eukaryota, Metazoa, Chordata, Actinopteri, Kurtiformes, Apogonidae. Gene Ontology annotation, biological process: microtubule cytoskeleton organization.
UAUUUGGUAACACUGAAGCGUCCCUUUGUUAUGCCAAUGAAGUUCUUUGGAUGUGAAAAGAGGAAUAAAUGGCUAUUUGUUUGAGCGUGAAAGAGGAGCAGAGGCAAGUUUGGAGAAAAGGAUUGACUGCUGGAGAGAGGAAUAGAGCCUGGUUUUAUGUCAACAAUGUAAUGGAGAGGGAGAAUACCCUAAGGACUGAGAGGCUGACAGUCCUUUAAGAGCAGAGAACAUGAUGACACAGUCCUCGGGACGGAAGACGCCAGUGGACUAUGGUGUCCAGAUCCGCUUCAUUAAUGACCUUCAUGAUAGUGGUGGGGGCCAGCCAGGGUAUCAGCCCAGGACCAAGACUCAGACCACCUCCAAGUAUGGCGUGGCGGUCAGGGUGCAGGGUAUUGCUGGUCAGCCGUAUGUCGUUCUGAAGGAUGGAGAGAAAGGAGAUUCAUAUGGGGUCCAGCUCAGAACCCAUUACCCCUCUGGUUACAGUAGCCUCCCCCGAAGGAGAGAACGAGCAGAAUCUGGAACUGAUGGGGGUGAUGCAGGAGGCGGGGGAGGGCAGGGAGGAGGACUCCGAAGGGCCCAGUCACAUGGGUCCCUACUGGACAGGGAUGGAGAGAUAGGAGCAGGCAAUGAUGAUUUUCAGCUGUCAAGACCACCAGGAGAUGGGAAGUCUGGUAGUUAUGGUAAUCUGGACGGGGGGACAAGAGUAAAGGGAGAAAGGGAGCAGGCUCAAAAUGUUGGUGGUAGAGAGGGGAACAUGGAGAGGAAUAUGUGGCCCAGUUCAUAUAAAACAUUUCAAAACCCAUCCUCACAAACGAAUGAGUUUCAGUCUACUCACAAGCAGACUCCUGUUAACAGACUGAUAAACAGGUUUGAUGGAGGUCAGCAGAGAGGCCUCGCUCCUGCACAACAGGAUCCCAGAACUGCAUCUCCUCUCCCCAGCCCAAAUCCAUACACCUCACCUCCAUCCUCAACACACAGCAGCCUGGGAUGCAGCCAGGGUCCUGUCGACAAAGUUCCUGCACACUCUGCUAAUCAGUGGACAGGGAGACGCACAGCUGUGGAGACACCACAGGCUAAUCUCAAAGACACACAAGUGACACCUGACCUUUUGCUGGACCAGGGUCAGAGUGCAGAGUUGAACAGCGAGGACGAGCAGAUCAUGCAGACUCUCUACAAUAUCCUGAGAGAAGGGACAAUCGAGAGUGAUACUGUCAUCAAGCACAAAGUCAGGGUCAUCCUUAAUACAUUUCACAACCUCAAGUCCAAAGAAAAAGGCAGGGAAGAUUGGAUGAGAGAAAAGAAGGAGCUCGAGAGAAAACUGGCUGACCUAAAGACUACCCUGCAGCAGAAUAGAAGGGACUCCGUUAACAAUUCUGAUCCUGCUCUGAAAGCUGAGCUGGACUCCUGUCUGGAUGAAAAUCUGCAACUCCGGGAGAUACAGGACCGGAUGAAGAAAGAGUUAAAUGAAACACAAUCCGAGCUGACUCAACUGCGUAUGGACAGGGAAAAUGCAGAGACCCGGGUCAGGGAGAUGGAGGACCAACUGGCUGAGUUUCAGGAUGAACUGAGGAGAGAAAACAGCAACAAGGCGGACCUGAUGUCUUGCCAGGCAGAGAUGACAGAAGUGUACCAACUGAAACAAAAGCUGGAGGAGACGCUGAGGCAGAGGGAGAGAGAGCUAACGGCUCUGAAAGGAGCUUUGAAGGAAGAGGUGGCCUCACAUGACAAAGAGAUAGAGGCUCUCAGAGAGCAGUACAGUGUUGACAUGGAGAAGCUUCGGAACAGCAUGGAGCAGGUGUCUCAGUCUCAUGCAGGAAUUGAGGCAGAGAGGCUUCGUGUAAACGCUUCAGUUCGCUCCCUUCAGCAACAGUUGGAAGACUGUAGAGACGAGAGCAGCCACUGGAUGGAGCAGUUUCAUACCACCAGGGACGAACUUCGAUCAACUAAACAGGAAGAGCGACCCAGCAGCCCUGAAACACCACUCCUACAGUCACGCUUGGAAAAAGAGGAGUUUGAAGAGGAACUGAAGGAACUUCAGGAGAAAGUGAGCUCCAUGAAACAACAAUUACCAGACGCUAGCCACACUCAAACUCUGAACCAGGAACUCCAGCGAUGUAACACUGACCUACGAAAGGCCAAGCUUGAGGUGGAGAAGCAGAGGACAGAGUACGACAAGAAGGUUAUGGAGGUCAUCUCGAUUAAGAAAGGUCACCAGGACCAGGAAGCAGAACUGAAGUAUGAGAUCAACAGGUUAAAAGACCAGUUACAAAGGGCCAAAGAGGACUUUGCCAAGGCACAGGAGAAAAGCAAACGGCUUCCAGAUCCAUCCACUGUCUCAGAGUUAGAGCAGAAGCUUGGCGAGGCGCAAAGUGAAGCCAGUCAACUCAAAGAUAAACUCACCCUGGCUGAGGAGGAACUGGAGGCCAGUAAGACCCAUCUACACAGGUCUCAGGUGGACCUUAAGACUUUUGAGGAUACGCAGCAGGAGCAGAAGGAGGCCAACAUACGACUUAAAGAAAAACUUUCGCGUUUAGAGGCUCAGCUGCUGACUAAUGCUACAGAGAGUUCAGAGGCAGAGCUUGCCCUUCACGCCGAGGUGAGAGGGUUGAGAUCUGAGAUAGAUGAGGCUAAGAGAAAAGCUUCCAGACUGAGCCAAGAGAACAGUGAGCUCAGCCUGCGACUCCAAGACACAGAGAAAGACAGGGAGAUGCUCAAACACACCAUAAACCAGCUAGAAGACACGAAACAACAGCAGGAACGAACCCUGGAGAAACUCACCAAAGAGCAUGAGUCUCUGACCAUGUCCUUAAGAGAGGAGUUGCGGACUCUCAGGGUUCAGCUGGAAGAGCAAAGAGAGAGGGCACGCAAGGAAAUGCAAGAGGUGCAACGUCACGGAAGCGAUGCUCAGACGGAACUGGAUAGAAGCCAAACAAAUCUAAGGCGACUGGAGGAGGAGGUAUCACGGCAGAAGAAGGAGCUUCUGCUGGUAUGUGAGGAAAGAGACAACCACCAGCUGGAUAAAGAGCUUCUGACAAACAGACUGCGCCAUCUGGAGGGAGAGCUAGAAUCCAGCAAAAACAGCCAGAAUGAGAAAACCAGGGAGAUUCGCAUCCUGGAGGAUAAGCUGAAGCGUCUAGAGCUGGAGUUAGAGGAGGAGAAAAGCAGUGCGGAGAUGCUGACAGACAGAAUGAGCAGGAGCAGAGACCAGAUCGAUCAGCUUCGCUCUGAGCUCAUGCAGGAGCGAUCGUCCAAACAGGACCUGGAGCUGGACAAGAACGCCAUGGAGAGACAUCUGAAGGAGCUGAGGAGUCGUGUGGCCGACAUGGAGGGCCAGUCUCGCUCCUCAGUAGGAGUGUCCCAGCUGGAGAAAAAGAUACAGGAGCUGGAAGAACGCCUUCGGAGCGAAGAGAGAGAGAAGAACUCUGUGCUGGCAUCUCAACGUCGUCUGGAGAGAAAACUAAAAGAAUUCAACAUGACGCUGGAUGAGGAGAGACAACAUCACUCUGAACAGAGAGACCAGCUUGCUCUCAAAGUAAAGGCUCUGAAGAGGCAGGUCGACGAAAGCGAGACAGAGCUGGAAAGGAUGGACGGACUGAGGAGAAAAGCUCAGAGGGACAUGGAGGAACAGAUUGAACUCAAAGAGGCCUUGCAGACCAGAGUUGCAGCUCUAGAAACUGAGCUCAAGAGAAAGACCCAGGUGGCAAUGCGGCCAGCUUUGGAUUCAUCAGCCCUCAGCUCAGAUGAUGACGACAGCCUGUACGAUCCCACCACCAUCACUUCCAUCCUCACCGAGAGCAACCUUCAGACCAGCUCCUGUUAAAACCGUACUUCACCCUCGGUGUAGGGGUGGGAAAAUGUAGCAAUGCAAAGGACAGAAGUGUCAGAUAGGUUCAUGGUAACUUUAGAUUAAAGGCAUAAUGCUAUGCACUAUAGAAAAUAAGGAAUGCGUACAAAGGGCUGUCACAUAAAUGAGUGUAGAGGUUAGAGGGGGAUGAUUUUCCACACUAGACUGAAUAGAAGGAAACACAACACCCUCUGGAUUUCAGGGCAAUUUCCUUCAGUCUGCAAUGUCCACAGAUGUACACCGUACAUUUGGAAGCAUUCCAUUUCAUGCACAGAAUGCAUGCUACUAAACAAAGGCACUACAGUAUGAACACACUCACUGCUGUACAAACUUUGAUAUUAGCUUGUAAGUAUAAACAGCAUGAAGUGAAAACAUCAAUAAAAAUACCUCUUGCACUUUUGGUACAAAUAAAUGUCAAAAUAUUUCAGGGUUGAGUCUGGGUCUGGUACUCAGAUUCCAGAGUCUGACUUUGACUGAAUAAUAAAAAAAAAAAAAACUCCUAUUAUUUCUUUGUGUAGACAGUUUACCUGCUGGACUCCAGCCUUUCUGUAGUGCAGCUGUCAACUUGAUUGAACUUAACAAUAAUCUGUAUCCUAAAACACUAAUAAAACACUUGGACCACAUGCUGACGUUUAAUUGAAUUUAUGAUUUCAAUUUAAAUAUAACAAAUAUAUAACAAUAUAACUAUACAAUUCUCACACUGUCUAUUACAGAGGUUAUGUGCCUCUGUAUUUUGAUAUAUGGAUUUGUUUUCUGAAAUAUGGUACAUUAUUUUUGUAAAAGAAAGUGUAAACAAAAAGAUGAGACUGAAAUCCUGUGAAAUAGAUUGUUUGGAGCAUGGACACAAAUUCUGUUUCAAACCUGAUAAUAAUUAUAUAAAUGUGAUAGAAACAAGUUGGAGUAAAGGUUUAGAUUAGUUUCAUGCUAUAUGUCUAUAAUAUCUGAACGUUUCCUGUUAAAAGUUUGAUUCUUUGGUUUAUAACUGUCCUGAGCAGUGUCUGAAGAUCACAAUUCACUUUAUAUCAGCCAAAACAGCUGUCUUUAUUUGUAGAAGCUGCACAAUUUCUAUGCAUUCAACCUUAUAAACGUCAUUAAAUAUAUUCUGUCAUUUCAUUACAAUGCCUUAAAUUGUUGAAAAAAAUUGUAAUAGACUUGUUAUUCAUAUUGAAAUGAUUUUUGUAAAGUGUUUGUAUUUAACAUUUGUAGAUUAUUUGGGGUUUUGUAUACAGUCUGAACAAUCAGGUAGUUAGAGCUGUAUUACAUUAUGUUUUAAUAUUUUUUGUCUUUUCAAUGAAACUUCAAAAUGGUACCAUGAACUGUACAAUAUGUUACAUGUGUUGUAACGGUGAAAUUCAUACUGUGACUGCUUCACAGAAUUUUCUAUUGCAUUUCAAUUUAGCAAUAAUAAAAUGAUUAAGUGAA